CGAACAUUCACAAGCCUUCACAAACCCAUCGCGAGCAACGACCAAGGCUAAAUUAACAAGCCGAGGCUCUUCAGAAUGACCAGUCACGGCAUAGCCCGCUCUGCGCGGUCACGGACAGAAGAACAGCGCCAGCAGGAUCUCGUCAAGAUCCAAAAGUACCGUGGUCUCGAGGACGAUAUACGCCAAAAGAUAUCCGACAACAACUACGGCACCGACACAUUCCAGCUUACAUCGAAGCUACUACGCCUCAACCCUGAAUACUACACGAUAUGGAACGCCCGCAGGCGCUGUCUAAUCUAUGGCUUAUUGUCCAAACCCUCGGCUGGAUCGCUGCCCUUGAAGGAGUCGCAGAAUACUUCAGCGAUAGACACUCACACAGCCUCUUCCGACGCUUCAUUGCCCUCCUCCUCGACCGAGAUCCCGCCACGCCCCAACCCCCCGACAGCUGGGAAGACUGGUACAACGACUGAUAGCGAUGCCGAUAGCGACGUGAUACGCUCCGAACUGGGCUUCACUGUUCCCUUGCUGAUGGAAUUUCCCAAGUGCUACUGGAUAUGGAAUUAUCGACUAUGGACGCUUGACCGCGCCAUCGAAAGACUUGAUGUAUCUAUAGCUCGGCGCAUUUGGGAAGAGGAGCUAGGUCUUGUCAGCAAGAUGCUCACCAAAGACCGACGAAACUUCCACGCCUGGGGCUACCGUCGCCACGUCGUAGCGCAGCUUGAGAGCCCCGUGCUCAACGGCCAGAGCCUGGUAGAGCUCGAGUUUGAGUAUACCACCAAAAAGAUCCAUGAGGAUCUGUCCAAUUUCUCAGCAUGGCAUAACCGAAGCCAGCUCAUUACAAGGCUUCUUGACGAGCGCAAAGCAGACGACGCGUCUCGGAAAGAUUUACUGGAUAAAGAAAUUGAGAUUAUUCGCGAAGCGCUGAAUGUUGGACCGGAAGACCAGUCUUUAUGGUACUAUCACCAGUUCCUAGUAUUGAACCUCGCAAAUCCUUCAUCAAGUCGCCAAAUAGCACCAAACCUGACGGUGGAGGAGCGCAAGUCAUACAUUGAUGAUGAAGUAACCGAAAUCAAGGAUCUACUACAAGACUACAAGGACAUAAAAUGGAUCUACGAGGCUCUCAUUGAGUACGCAAUCGCAUUGAACCAACUCACGGGGCAGCCAUUCGAGCCUGAGAGUCGAAGUGAUGUGACAUCUUGGUUACAGACUCUCAGGAAACUAGACCCUAAACGAAACGGACGAUGGAGUAAUUUGGAAAAGGACUUGGGCUUAUCACAGACAUGAUUCUGAACCCAUUAACUAUCUAGUACAUGUAUACCAUAUGUCAUUAGACCAUGAUGUAGCAAUGAAUUCGUUGAUAACCC
This is a messenger RNA of Fusarium oxysporum Fo47, 1364 nucleotides long. Its product is annotated as Rab geranylgeranyltransferase BET4. Gene Ontology annotation, molecular function: Rab geranylgeranyltransferase activity. The record is from RefSeq and is a predicted model, not a curated record. Gene Ontology annotation, biological process: protein geranylgeranylation. Gene Ontology annotation, cellular component: cytoplasm; Rab-protein geranylgeranyltransferase complex. The transcript has 4 exons. Bases 76 to 1284 code for a protein of 402 amino acids. NCBI's taxonomy places the organism in Eukaryota, Fungi, Ascomycota, Sordariomycetes, Hypocreales, Nectriaceae.